This is a messenger RNA of Penaeus chinensis, 3836 nucleotides long. Its product is annotated as RNA-binding protein 25-like. NCBI's taxonomy places the organism in Eukaryota, Metazoa, Arthropoda, Malacostraca, Decapoda, Penaeidae. The coding region runs from base 114 to 1229 and encodes 371 amino acids. The record is from RefSeq and is a predicted model, not a curated record. The transcript has 9 exons.
UAAAAGAUGCAUUUUGAGAGAAAUAGAAAAAAAUAGGACUCGAACGAUCAGUCGAGACAUACCGAGAGGGAAAGGCGACGCUUGGAUUGUUCAAAAACAAUUUAACACGAGAUAUGGCGAGCCAUGGUCGCCAGUCCUCAGACACGAGAUUUGGAGCAAUGGGCCGUGAAAGAGGCGGUGAGAGGGAGAGAGACCGGGAUAGAGACCGUGACAGAUACCACCGUCAUAGAUCACACUCUCGGGAACGAGACCCAUCUAGACGAGACCGAGAGAGGGAGCGAGAUCGUCGUGAUAGAAGAAGCCGUUCCAGGUCCCGUUCUAGGUCAAGAUCUCCACGAGGAAACCGCCGAAGGUCACCUGUGUAUAUGGCUGGGCCAUCAGGGAAGCACGAUGAAGCUCCAAUGGAAGAAUUAACUGCAGAAGAGAAGCAAAUGGCAGAAGUUAUGGGUUUUGCAUCAUUUCACACCACCAAAGGAAGGUUGUUUUUUAGUGUAUGGGGAGCAACUUGUAGUGAUGGUAAGAAGCACGAAGAACUUCCUGAUUAUGAAGAGUACAAAGAGUGGUUGAACAAAAAAAUGGAAAUUAGAUAUGCUGAGAAGGAAAAGGAAUUUGCAGAAAUGAAAGCACAAUAUAUGAAGGAGCGAGAAGAGCGUCAAAGAAGGCUUGAUGAAGGAAGACGGGCAAAUUUUGAAAGAAGAUCUCGAGAAAGUGGAUACAGAGAUGAGAGGUCAAGCCGUUCUCCAAGAAGAAGGCACGAUAGAGACUAUGACCCCCUGGACAGAUAUAGGAGCCGUGACAGUGACAGAAGCAGGCCAUACAGUAGUGACAGUGAGAGGCCCUACAGCAGCGACAGAGAUAGGUUCUAUGGCAGUGAUAGAGACGGACCCUACAGCAGUGACAGAGACAAACCCUACAGCAGUGACAGAGACAGACUCUACAGCAAUGACAGAGACAAACCCUACAACAGUGACAGAGACAGGCCCUACAGCGAUGACAGAGAUAGGCUGUACAGUAGUGAAAGAAACAGACCAUUCAACAGUGACAGAGGCAGGGAUCAGGAUCCAAUUAGCAGUUACAGUAGCAGAGACAGGAGUCCCAGGCCAAGUGGCAGAGGUUUUGGUGGAACGUCACACAAUUUCAAUUAUCCUAUGCGCAGAGAUAGCAGCAUGGAAAGGGUACUGGAUCAUAAGCCAUCCAUACUUGGAAUGAAAAGAUCGUAUGACUUUUAAAGAAACAAAGAAGCAUCACCCCCAAGAAACCUUAACAGUGACUUCCAUCAUGAGAGGACCUUUAGUUAAAGGUCUUGUACCAGCAAUGUAUGAUACUGUUUUAGUGAAGAAACUCAUGUUCUUAUGGAAUUCUUCUGUGCAAAUUGUUUUUGUUUAUAAUCAUUGUAUUUUUAUACAUUAUUUCUCUCCCUCUCUCUUCUAGGCUCCCUCAUCCAUUCUUUCAAUAGAGUCAAAAGCUAUUUUUGUUAUCAUCAGUUUUGUCAUAAUGGUAAUAAUUUUCUUUCAUCUAAAGUGUUGGUAUGUUAGUGGUUAGGUUAUAGUUCCUUAGUACCCUGUUUUUUCAUAUUUUUUAUUUUUUCUUACUUUCAUUAUUGCUACUGCACGUUUUAAAAUUUUAAAUGUAGCAUAAUUAGGUUUAUAAAAUCUAAUGAAUUCUUUGGUGAUUUUUGAUACCAGCCUAGAGCAUUAUUUUUACAUCAACUCAAAUAAUUGCCACAUAAAUCAUAAAUUUGUAUCAUAAAGACAGACAGGAUAAUUUGAUACUAGUCAAAGGCUGUACUACUUGACUUCACAUUUGUUUUGUAAAAGCAUCUGAUUGGUUCAUAUAACAUAAAUACAGCUCUUAAUUUUUUUUUUAAAUCUUUCCUUAUUAAUGACAAUAAUAAAAGGGUGCACCGGACUAUCAUACAAUGUCAGCACUUAUGCAGUGCAGUAUUAUUCACAGUGUUAACCCAGUGCUGCAGGGGAUGGCAUGUACUCAUAUGCCAUGCCCACAGUGAGUUUAAUUUAUUAAUUGUAUUUACACAUAGAUUGCUCCAACAAGUGGUUAGUCACAAAUGAGCCAAUCACUAGUCUGACCUAUCUUAUCUGUUAACCAUUUUCCUUGAUUUUUGGAAAUAUUUGACUUUAUUUUAUAUUGUUAUUAGUAUUGUUAAAAACACUGUAGUAAUGAUAAUGUAAAUAAUUGACCCCUUGGUGGCAGAACACUUGUGGAACUAUUGAAGUGUAGAUAUAUUUCACAAAACAAUAUUACAGUGAACAUCUCAUUUUCCAGGCCGCUUUGGGUUAAUGGUCUUUUUGAAUACAUCCAUAUUUUAAAGUUGUUUUUUAAAGAAGUAAAUGGUGGUCCCAUUUGAAUAUGAUGUAAUGAAUGUGGCAGGUUUGAUAUCCAUAAACAAUAAUGAUUUUAAGAAAUGGUUACCUCUAAGCUCAAACAGUUAGCAAGUCUUAAUCCAAUGCUGACAGCUGAUUUCUCAAUACACAAGCCCUCUCUCCCAGGUUGUAGCCCAGGCCGCACUGCCAGGGGAUCGUGUCGUCACCCUACAUGCUGAUAUAUCUUUUCCUUGUGUUUUUAGUUUUUUUUUCUAAUGCUAUUAAUUGGGAUAUUAUUAUUGUUGACAUUGAUUGUUAUAAUAGUAUUAACAAUAAUAAUAGCAAUAAAGAUUUUUUUUCCAAAAUUCAAGGAAAAGGGUCAACAGGUGAGCUAGGUAGGACAAGUAUUUGACUCAUUGGUGACAAACCACUUGUGGAGCAACUUAUGUGCAAAGACAAUCAAUAAACAAAAAGACAGUGGGCCUGGAAUGUAUUCUUGCUAUCCUGGCAACUGUGAGUUAAGUAACAUAGCCUCCUGAAGAGUGCAUAUUUGCUGUGUUGCAGCCAUUCUAAAGGUCAUAACUUUGUUCAUGGGCCUUACCUCUUUUGUGGUAGAAGAGAUGACAGAGGAUCUUUUAAGUCCAUAAUUUAUUGUUUAGAUAUCUCUUAUUAUUGGUAAGAUCAGUAAGUUAAUUGUUAGCUACAUGUGCAAUACUGGUAAGUAAAAUUGAAGACAUAAAAUGGCUAAGGAAUGUUUUUCAGAAACACUUAACUGUUAACACAUGGCUAAAUCAUUGAAACAUUGGAAAGGCUGAAUUAUUCUUUAUAAACAUUAAUAUAUUGUAUGUAUUUUUUUUUUUUUUUUUUUUUUUUUUUUACAAAAUUUGGCUUUCUUUUUCUUUAUUUCUUUGUGGAUAUUCAGAAAUAAAUACUGUUUACAUUUAAAGUAUUCUUUGUUUAUGACUUUCAUUUCUAUAAAUUGAUCUAGAUUUUUGUUCUUUAUAAACACACCCUGCAGUUCAUGUGUGUGCAAUUACAGUAUGAUGGUAUUGUAAUUGUGGCUACAAAGUUCAGCAUUAGGAUAUGGAAAACUGUCUGUGGACCUGUAAAUUCAUUCAUAUAAUCUUUUUAGUUGUUAAACAUCGUAAUUUGUGUAAAGGGUCUAUAGAUAAGAAUGUUUAAUUAGAUUUGUCUGUAUUUGGAUUUAAUUUUAAGAAGUAAAAUGUUUUCUGCAAAAGGAGGUCUUUUUACUUUAAGAAAUGAGUAAUGUGUUUACAUAAAGGAAGGAAGUGCUUGCAGCUCACUGACAUGGGCAUUAUCAUGGUAAUAUUACUAAAAUACCAGCUUCAGUUUGAGGAAAAAUGAUUUAUGACUAGGUGAUAUGCUAACAAGAGAGCAUGGGUGGACAUAAUUAAAUUAGUGGUGUUUUUUGUAAACCUUACAUUUAUCUUAAACUUUGAGUUGAAUAGGUGUUUUACUGUAAUAUUUUCAGUUUAAUAAAAGAUCAAGAAUUUA